ACUCGGGGUGUCUCAGGGUUGAACGCCACAGAGAUUGGGGGACCGCUCUGGAGUGUAGAAAGGGCGCUGAGGGGGAACUACUCAAAUUCUCUUUACUUUUCUUGGAUGGGUCUGGCACAGGCCCGUCAAUAUAUACUAAAUGAUCGCUUGGAAUCUGUGAAAACAAAGCUCCACAUUGGUUGAUAUUUGAGAGAAAGAACCCCAACCGGAUUACAGUUGGUGUCGGGGAAAGAAUCGACCAGUAAGUGACAUUACUCAGCAGUUUGGAGGCGGGGAAUAUAGCCUCAGUGGCUUGAAGAAGAGUGCCAGUGCGGAAUGUAUGUUGACGGUCGCUCCUUGGGACCAAAGAGAGAACCUUAUACAGUACAUAAGUGGGCAGCCCAACUCCAGUGAGGGAGCAACUGCAUGCCGGUGGCCUGCCUAUGGUGAGGUGAGGCUGGCAAACUAGCAGAGAUGGAUGUGUUUGGUGGUGCCCCCCGUUUCCUGGCCUACCCUCGCCCCGUAGUAGUGCAGAGUGGCACUGAUGCUGUCCUGAAGUGUCAGAUCGGCGGGGACCCCAGGCCAGCGGUCAUCUGGGAGCGAAACAACGAACAGAUCCACCCAGAGGGUCGCUACCGUCUCUUCGAGGAUGGAAAUGUCUACAAUCUCAUAAUUUCAUCGGUGACCACAGAGGAUAGUGGCCAGUACACAUGCAAGGCCAAGAACAGCAUCGGGGAAACAUAUGCUGCGGCGACCCUGAAGGUGGAGGGUGAGGCCCAAGAGAUGGAGCUCCGGGAGGAGAACAAGCCUCGUUUCCUGAUCAAGCCCCUCUCCACCCGGGUGGGCCGCGGCGAAGACGCAGUCUUCUCCUGUAAGCUGUGGGGAAACCCGCGGCCUGAGGUGGUCUGGGAAAAGGACGGGAGAAAACUCAAUGAGAUAUUUGAGAGUACACAUUUCAAUGUGGGGUACCAGGACGGGGGAUGGUUCCAGCUUAAAAUCUUCAAGACUCGUGCACCCGACGGUGGAGUGUACACAUGCAAGGCCAGAAAUGAGUUUGGAGAGGGGCUGGCUGGAGCCGUGUUGCUCGUCGAUGCAGGCCCGGGUCAUGAGGAAGAGGGAAACCGUAACGGUUACACAAACGGCCACUGGAAAGGCCAUCAAGGCAAACAGAGGAGUGGUAGGCAGCUGACCACACGGCUCAAAGACGACCCAGUGACCAACCAAGCCAAGCAAGUGAAAAUGUUUGCCGUGACAGAGGGCAAGCAUGCCAAAUUCCGCUGCUUUGUGACUGGGAAGCCCAAACCAGAAAUAAUAUGGAGGAAAGAUGGCAGGCUGAUCAUGUCUGGAAGACGGUACCUGUUAUAUGAAGACAGGGAGGGUUACUUCACACUUAAAGUGCUGUAUUGUAAGCAACAGGACAACGGGGUUUAUGUUUGCGCUGCAUCCAACACUGCAGGACAAACCCUCAGUGCUGUACAUCUCUCUGUGAAAGAGCCGCCUGUGCGGUUUAAGCAGCCCCUCAUUGAUCUGGAGGUGUGGGAACGGGACCUGGCUGUUUUGGAGUGUGAGGUUCCUGAGGACUCUGUUCCCAUCACAUGGUAUUUGGAGGACAGGCGGCUACAGCCAGGGGCCAAAUAUGGGAUGGAAGAGUGGGGAACAAAACGACGACUCACUAUUCGUGACAUCGGAGUCGACGACGAUGGGAUUUAUCUUUGCGAGAUGGCGGAUGGGGGGAGGAGUAUUGCUGAGGUGGCAGUUAAAGGCACAAUCGUGCGUAAGCUUCCACGUAAGGUGGAUGUUUUGGAGGGGGAAAAUGCUGCCUUCUGUGUUGAAGUGGAGGAGGAGGAAAUGGACAUACACUGGUACAAAGAGGGGACGGAGCUGCGUGAGACUCAUCAGACCAUCCUGAAGUCCUUUGGAAAAACUCACAUUCUGGUUUUUGUCAACACAACGCCCCAGGAUUCUGGCCUUGUGACCUUCUUUGUGGGAAGAUCCAAAACCUCCUCUCAGCUGAGGGUAAAAGCGGCCAGGCAUAGCCCACCCAGCUGUCCAGUGGGUGUGCAAAUCAACACAGAGCGUGCCAACGCUGCUCUCCUCUCCUGGGUUCCGGCACAGGACACCCGGAAGAACCCCCCAUCGGGUUACGUGUUGGAGAGGCAAGAGGUGGGCACCGGCUCUCAGGAGUGGCUGCAAUGCUUGACCACCGACUCGGCCACCUCAGUGGAGAUUCUUGGUGACAGCGUCCCCUGCGAGGCAGAUUAUCGCUUUCGCAUAUGCAGUGUCAACAAGUAUGGCAGGAGCAACAAUGUGGAGUUCCCAAGGGCAGUUCACCUGGUCCCUGUGACCAGAAUACAAGCCCCACUGCAGGAUGCCUUGGUGCCAGAAGGCCAGGAUGCCUGCUUCUCAAUUGAGCUCACUGCCUCAGUUAUUGGCUCAUGGUUCUUGAAUGGCACUCAGCUUCUGGAGGACGACCGUUACUCCAUGCGGCGGUCUCGAACGCACCAAUCCCUACGCAUACAAGGGGUACGAGACACCGACAACGGGGCUGAGAUCACUUUCAUUGCCUAUGGAAUACGAGAUUCAGCAGCACUCUAUAUUCAAGCUCCUCUAGUGAAGUUCACACCACUGUCAGAGAUGGAUCGUAAUAAAUUUGUUGAACUUGGCAACCCCAUUGUACUCUACUGCGAGUUGUCAGACCCCGCAGUUCCAGUACACUGGUACAAGAAUGGGGUGGAGGUACACACAGUCGAGGGUCUUCAUAUUCAGUCAGAAGGCACAAUGAGGAGAAUUGUCAUCCAAUCGUCAGAGUUCUCCCAUUCCGGAGUGUAUUGCUGUGAUGCCAUUGAUGAUGUCAUAAGGUUCAAUGUGGAAGUUGAGGCUCCACCUGUGAGGUUUUCAGCACUUCCAGAAGCUGAGAGGAACAAGUCCAUUGAAGCAGGCUGCCCCAUUGUACUACAAUGUGAGCUCUCAGAUCCAACUGCCCAGGUGUACUGGUACAAGGAUGGAACAAAGCUCCUACCUCAAAGUGGAAUAGAAAUCCAGUCAGAUGGCAUCACAAGGACACUAGUUGUCCAGUCAGCAGAGAUAUUCUACUCUGGGUCGUACAGCUGCAAGACAAAGGGUGAUGCCAUCAAGUUCAAUGUGGACGUCAAAGUUCCGCCUGUGAGGUUCUCAGUACUUCCAGAAGCCGAGAGGAACAAGGUCAUUGAAGCAGGCUGCCCCAUUGUACUGAAAUGUGAGCUCUCAGAUCCAACUGCCCAGGUCUACUGGUACAAGGAUGGAAUACAGCUCUUUUCAAACCAUGAACUAGACAUCCAAUCAGAAGGCAACAUGAGGACGUUGGUUGUUCAGUCAGCAGAACUGACUCACUCUGGCACUUACAGUUGUACCACAGUGGAUGAUACCAUGGAGUUCCAUGUGGAUAUCAAAGCUGUGCCAGUGACCUUCUCAGCUAUCUUUGAUGUUGAGAAGACCAAGUCGGUUGAAGCAGGCUGCCCUUUUCAACUGCAAUGUGAGGUUACAGAUCCCACUGCCCAGGUCUACUGGUGCAAGGAUGGGGAAAAGCUCCUCCCACAGACUGGAAUGGACAUCCAAUCUAAUGGCACCAUGAGGAGGCUCAUUGUCCAAUCAGCAGAGGUCUUUCACUCAGGGCUGUACAACUGUGAAACUUCUGACGACACUCUCCAGUUUACUGUGGAUAUCAAAGCUCCACCAGUGAAGUUCUUACCUUCACCAGAGGUUGUGAAGAGCCAGCCGUUUCAAGCAACCUGCCCCAUUGAACUACCCUGUGAGAUCUCAGACCCCAUUGCCCAGGUGUCACGGCAGAAGGACAAAGUAGAGCUCAUCUCUGACACUGGACCUUUCGAAAUGGGGGGAAUCAGGAGGAACCUGAUUGUCGAACCGGCACACCCCUCCAACUCUGGGGCGUAUUAUUGUGCUACAGCGGAAGAUGUUGCCCCGUUAAUUGUACAGAACCAAGCUCCACCCAUGACAUACUUGGUUGCCCCUGAAGUUGAGAAGAACAAGUCCAUAGAAGCAGGCCUCUCAAUUGUACAACAGUUUGAGAUUUCAGACCCCAUUGCCCAGGUCUGCUGGGACAAAGAUGGAACACAGAUCUACCCACAUAGUGGACUUGACAGACUAUCAAAGGGCAGCAUAAGGACUUUGUUCAUCCAACCAGAUGACAUGUCCUGUGGUGGGAGGUUUGACUGCCAAACAACUGGCGAUACCACACAAUUUAAUGUGGCCAUCAAAGCAGAGCUGUCUCACCCUGGCAGUGAGAAGGGUGAGAUAUCUGAUGAGUCUUCCCAAUACACUAUGGAUAUCAAAGCUGCACCUGUGAGGGUCUCAGCUGACCAAGCGAUUGAGAAGAACAAGUCCAUUGAAGAGGUCUGCCCCGUUGAGGUUCACUGUGAGCCCUUAGACUCUACUGUCCAGAUCCCCCACUACAAGUACGGUCAACAUCUUCAAACAUAUGGAAUAUAUUCCACGGAGACGCCAAGUCUCCAAUCUGUGGAGCACUUUUCCAUAGAGACACCAACUGUCCAAUCAGCAGAACACUAUUCAAUGGAGACAGCAACUCUCCAUUCACCAGAGCUCUAUGGCUCCAUGGAGACAGCAACCUUCCAAUCAGCAGAGCUAUAUGGCUCCAUGCAGACACCAACUGUCCAAUCAGCAGAACUCUAUGGCUCCAUGCAGAUACCAACUCACCAAUCAGCAGAGUUCUGUGGCUCCAUGCAGACACUAACUCUCCAGUCUGCAGAGCUCUAUGAUUCUGUGCAGACACAAACUCUUCGAUCAGCAGAGCUCUAUGGCUCCAUACAUACACCAACUCACCAAUCAGCAGAGGUCUGUGGCUCCAUGCAGACACCAACUAUCCAGUCUGCAGAGCUCUAUGAUUCUAUGCAGACACAAACUCUUCAAUCAGCAGAGCUCUAUGGCUCCAUACAUAGACCAACUCACCAAUCAACAGAGGUAUGUGGUUCCACGCAAACACCAACUUUCCACCCAACAGAGGUCUGUGGCUCAAUACAGACACCAACUCUCCAAUCAGCAGAGCUCUGCUGCUCAAUGAAGACACCAACUCUCCAAUCAGCAGAGCUCUAUACCUCCAUGAAGACACCAACUCUUCAACCAGCAGAGCUCUAUCAAUUAGAAGAAUGUGACAGUCAAUUGGAUGACGAUGACAUUGCAUUUAAGGUGGAUGUUGAAGCACCUCCUGUGAGGAUCACAACACCUUGUGAAGCUGAGAGGAACAAGUCCGUUGCAGCAGGCGGUCCCAUUGUCCUGCGUUGUGAGAUAUCAGACCCAAAUGCACACGUUUCCUGGUACAAGGACGGAACACUGCUACAUGAAGAGAAUGGACUAGAAAUGCAAUCAAAAGGUUCCAUAAGGACAUUGGAUGUGGAAUCUGCAAGGCUGUCUGAUUCAGGGAGCUACAGCUGUAAGACAACAGAUGAUGCAAUGCAGUUUCAUGUGGAUGUGAAAGCUCCACCUCCGAAGUUUUCAGCAAUUUCUGAAGCUGACAAGAAAAAGUACAUCAAAUCAGGCUACCCCAUUGUACUGGAAUGUGAGCUCUCAGAUCCGUCCAUCAAGGUGGACUGGUACAAGGAUGGAACAAAGAUCCUAACCAAAAGUGGAGUAGACAUACAAUCAGAUGGAACUAUGAGAACUCUAGUUAUCCAAUCAGCCGAGCUGUCUCACUCUGGAGUGUACCGUUGCGAGACAAUGGAGGAUGGCCUCCAAUUCACUGUGGAAGUAAAAGCUCCACCUGUGAGGUUCUCAGCACUUCCAGAAGCUGAAAGGAACAAGUUCAUUGAAGAUGGCUGCCCCAUUAUACUGCAAUGUGAGCUCUCAGAUCCAACUGCCCAGGUGUACUGGUACAAGGAUGGAACAAAGCUCCUAUCUCAAAGUGGAAUGGAAAUCCAGUCCGAUGGCAUCAAAAGGACACUACUCAUCCAAUCAGCUGACAUAUCACAUGGUGGAACAUAUGAGUGCUCAACAGCAGGUGAUACCAUCACAUUUAAAGUGGAGAUCAAAGCUCCAUCACAGAAGAUCAUGCCACUUUCACCAAUGGAGAGGAACAAGUCGGUAGAAAUUGGCACUCCCAUUGUACUGCAGUGUGAGCUCUCAGAUCCUCUAGCCCAGGUCUGCUGGUCUAAAGAUGAAAUGAAACUAUUUCCCAAAACUGGCCUCGAUAUCCAAAGUGAAGCCAAUGUGAAGAGACUAGUAAUUCACUCUGCGGAGCUCUCUGACUCUGGGCUCUACUGCUGUAGUCUUGCUGACGAUGCAAUGACAUUCAAGGUGGAUGUUCAAGCUCUUCCCGUGAGGUUUUCAGCACUUCCAGAAGUUGUGAGGAACAAGUUCAUUGAAGCAGGCUGCCCCAUUGUUCUACAAUGUGAGCUCUCAGAUCCAACUGCCCAGGUGUUCUGGUACAAGGAUGGAACAAAGCUCCUCCCAGAGAAUGGAGUCGACAUCCAAUCAGAGGGCGCUUUGAGGGCUGUGAUCCUCCAAUCAGCAGAGCUCUGUCACUCUGGGGUGUACAGCUGUGAGGCUUUAGAUGACUGCAUAGCAUUCAAGGUGGAUGUUGCAGCACCUAUAGCUCCACCAGUGAGGUUCUCAGCUGCCCCAGAGGUUGAGAGGAACACGUCCAUUGAAGCAGGCUGUCCUAUUGUACUGCAAUGUGAGCUCUCAGACCCCAGUGGACAGAUCUGUUGGUACAAGGAUGGAAUAAAGCUCCUCCCACAAUAUGGAAUACACAUCCAAUCAGAGGGCACCAUGAGGACCCUGGUUAUCCAAUCAGCCACAUUUUCAAGCUCUGGGGUGUACAGUUGUAAAACAGCAGAUGAUAUCAGCGAAUUCUAUGUGGAUGUGAAAGCACCUCCGGUGACGUUUGUUGAUAUACCUGAGGAAGACCUCUUCAAAAGUGUUGUGGAACAAGAUCGUCUUGUUAUGUCCUGUGAGGUUUCCAGGGUUGACGCCAUUGUCCAGUGGUACAAAGAUGGGGUUGAAACGCAGUCUAGUGACAACAUUGCUGUACAAGCAGAUUGCACUGUUAGGAUGCUGACCAUCCAGUCAGCUCAGCUGUCAGACUCUGGGACAUACACAUGUCGUGCCGGAGACAGAGCUUUAAUGUUCAAGGUUAACAUACGAGAGCCACCAGUGAUGAUUGUAUACCCUAAAGAAGAUGUCCACCUCGAUCGGCAUGUGCCGGAGGAGAUCAUUCUCAGCUGUGAACUCUCACGUCUAAAUGGUGUCGUAAACUGGUUCAAGGAUGGGCAAAAGUUGCAAGAAAGCGAAAACAUUAAACUUAAGAUUGAGGGCCCUUACAGGCGACUGAAGAUUCUUUGUAGUGGAGUCGAAGACUCUGGCGAAUAUGUCUGUGACACGGCUGAUGAUUCAAUAUUCUUUAAUCUCAGCAUAACAGAGCCUCCAGUACAAAUUAUAUCUCCAAGUCAGUCGCAAAUGGAGCUCUGCCAGCAAACAUCUGAGAGGAUGGUAUUGAGCUGUGAGAUCUCAAGGCCCAAUGCUGUGGUGCGCUGGUAUAGGGACGGGCUUGAGGUGGAGGAAAAUGACAACCUCAUCUUAGAGGUGGAUGGGGUCUACAGGAGACUCAUUAUACCUGAGACCACAGUCAAAGAUUCAGCCGAAUAUGUGUGCGAUACGGCUGAUGACAACAUGACGUUCUUUGUCAACAUUGCAGAUCCUCCUGUCCGUUUCGUACGCCCAAGAAAGAUGGCAAGUCGGGUUGAGAUGUUUGUUGGAGAUUCUUUGGUUCUUGACUGUGAGGUGUCCAGAUCAAAUGCCACUGUAAACUGGAAGAAGAAUGGGGAGGAAAUGGAAGAGAGCAGCAAUGUCACCGUUAUUGAGGAUGGCGUCAUGCGGCAAUUAACCAUCCACUCCAUGACAUUGGAGGACGCUGGGCAAUAUGUUUGUGACGCCAAGGAUGAUGUGAUGGACUUCCAGGUCAAGAUCAAAGAGACACCUGUAAAGAUCCUGAGCAAAAACAAUGUGAAUACUCAAAAGCAGUUCUUCGCAUCAGAUGACAUUGUCUUAGGGUGUGAGCUUUCAAGAGCCAACUGUAUGGUCGUCUGGUACAAAGACAACAAAAAAAUAGAUGACAAUGAGCGCUACUGUAGUGAGGAGCAGGGUGCUUUCCGUUCACUGGUGGUUUUAAAUGCUGAGACUGAGGACUCUGGAGAGUACACCUGUGAUGCCGGGGAUGAUAAGAUGGUGUUCUGUAUCACCGUGAAAGAACCCCCUGUGACCAUCAUUGGCAACUCGGGUAACCCAGAACAUCAUAGCCUGGUCGCAGGCGACAAACUCAUCUUGGAGUGCGAGAUAUCUUGUCCGAAUGCCACUGUCCAGUGGCUUUGGAAUGGAAAGUUACUGAGUUCAGACGCUCGCACUCACAUAGACAGUGACGGUGCCACCAGGAAACUUGUUUUGUCAGGACUUCAGCCCUCGGACUCUGGAGAGUACAUAUUGGAUGCCAUCAAUGACAAAAUGGUAACCAUAGUUGAGGUCCAAGAGCCCCCAGUCAAGUUUGUGAACAAACAAGCCAAAACCACCAUCUCAGGCUACGAAAAUGAAAGUGUGACACUGUGUGCCAUGGUGAACCGGGAGCAAGCCUAUGUGCGAUGGCUUAAAGAUGGUGAACUAUUGAAUGGGGAUAAUAUUCACAUCUCCAGUGCGGGUAAAAUGCACACCCUCACCAUCAACCCCCUGAAACUAUCAGAUAGUGGAGGGUUUGUCUGUAACAUCAACACGGAUGAAAUGUAUUUCAUUGUCCAGGUCAAAGAAAUGAAAGUGAAAUUCUCCAGACCUCUGCAGAAUAUCGUAGCCCUGAAGGACAGUACCCUUACCCUGAGGUGUGAGGUCAACAAACCUAAAGGAGAUGUUCAGUGGCUCAAAGAUGGCCAGGAGAUUAAGCCCAGCCGUCGACAUACGAUAAGGGCACAGGGUCGGGAGCGAAGCAUCACUAUCCACCAGCUAAUGCUAGACAAUGCUGGGGAAUAUGCCUGUGAAUCCACAGACGAUAAGACUUUUGCCACUGUCGGUGUAGAAAUGCCUCCACCUACUGUCGAGAUUAUCGCAGAGCUACACAAUAUCACUGUACUGGAGGGGGAAGAUGCUACAUUUAAGUGUGUGGUUUCGCCAGAGGACACACAGCUAGUGUGGAGCCUGAGCGGCCGGCCUAUAGCUCCAAAUGAGAGGUUUGUCAUUUCAAGUAAUGGACUGUGCCACAUGCUGUGCAUUUACAACUGCCAGGUCUCAGACUGCGCCACGGUGACUGCCGAGGCAGGAGGGCUGGUGUCUGAAGCAAACCUCCAGGUUCAAGAACAACAAGUGUUGUUCACCAAAAACAUGGUGCCCGUUGUGGCUGAGCAAUUCGGGGAGGCUACCCUGGAGGUGGAGGUGGGUCUCGACUCUGGAGAGGUGCAAUGGAUGAGGCAGGGUGUAGUCAUCCACCCGGGGCCAAAGUUCACCCUGAAGCAAAAGUGCCGGCGACGGAGCCUCACCAUCCACAAGCUCACCCUUUCUGACCGGGGCACCUACAGUUGCGAAACUCUCCACGACCGCACGCAAGCCCAACUCAUCGUGGAACCCAGAAAAAUUACAAUUCGGAGAGGACUCACUGACAUCCAAACCAUUCAACGUGAAACAGCAUCCUUCGAGGUGGAGCUGUCUCACAGCAAUGUAGAAGCCACUUGGCUAAAAGAUGGGAACCAGCUAAAGCCCAACAACCACUGGCGCAUGAGUGCCAAAGGGUGUGUCCACAGCCUCACCAUCUCCAACCUUUCCUUGGACGACACAGGCACAUUUGUGUUAUCGGCGGAAAAUGUGAAAUCAUCUGCAAGGCUCAUUGUUAAAGAGCCACCAGUGACAGUCAUUAAAAAACUGGAGGACUUGCGCUUUCCAGAAGCAGCUGUGGCAUCAAUGGAUUGUGAGCUAUCAAGGCCUCAUGUUGAAGUGAAAUGGAUGAAGAAUGGGAUCGAGGUGAAACCACGCAAGGAUUUGCGUAUUUAUGCUAUGGGAAGAAAACACUACUUCCAAAUCCUGAAGUGUGAAGUCAGUGAUUCUGGCACAUACACAUGUGACGCUGGAGACUCCAGUACAUCCUGCAAUAUAGCGGUCUACGAACGGGAGCUUGUGGUCCUGCAAGGCCUGGAGGACCUGGACAUACAGGAAGACCAGAAUGCUGUGUUUGUAGUUGAGAUCUCCCUGGAGGAUGUGCCUGGAGAGUGGUUAAAAAAUGGAGUGAGAAUUACACCAACCAGCACCAUCAAGAUCCGCCAGGAAGGGACCAAGCAUUUUCUUCUAAUGUGCAACGUGAGAGGAGAGGACUCCGGAGAGAUCAAGUUUGUCGCCAAACACGUGGAAUGCACAGCCUAUCUGGAGGUGGAGGAGCUUCCAUUGAACAUAACGAACCCUCUCCAGGACAAGGUAGCUCUUGAGAGGAGUCGUGCGAUCAUGGACUGCUCAGUAUCCAACCCUCGGUGCAGUAUCCGCUGGUACAAAGGCAGCAAUGUCAUCCUGCCCUCAGAGCGCUUUGAGAUCUGCAGUGAGGGCUGCUAUCGCAAGCUGGUCAUUCAACAGGUGGCACUGGACGAUGAGGGAACCUAUAGUGUGCAGGUUGGAGAGCACACAUGCUCUGCGAAACUGACUGUAGAAGCCCAGUCUCUCCUGAUGGUGAGGGAACUGAAGAGCGUGGAGGUGGUUGCCCCGGAUGAGGCCUGCUUCGAGUGUGAGGUCUCGGUCCCCGUCCUCAAAGCCCCCGUGUGGAGCCUGAAGGGGGAGGCCCUGCAGCAGGGGCCCAAAGUCAGCCUAGAGAAGAUGGGCAUGGUCCACCGCCUCACCCUCCGACAGACCUCUGUUGACAUGAACGGCUUGGUGGAGUUCACAUCGGGAAAAGCCAAGAGCAGCGCCGAGCUCCACGUCAAGAGUGAUCCUUGACAGACGCAGUAUCGUCGUGAUGCAGUGUCAACAUCAGAAUGAGAUGGAUCGAUAUUUUAUUCACCAAUUUAUUUGUGUUCAUAUUUGUCAUGUGAAAUUGGAAUGUAUGGAAUAGAAUUGUAAGAUAUAUUGCUGUCUUUAAAAAGGGGGUGAAUAUUGUGUCAAAAUGAACAAUAAGUUAUUGAAAUAUUUUGUAUAAUUAUUUCCCAAUGCUGAUACCCCUAUUCACUUGAAACAAUGUCCUCUAAAGAGGCUCUUGGUAAAUAUCAACCAACAUACGUACAGAGUUGACUAAAUUGUCUCUCUGAAUACGAGCAAGUAAUUCAUCCAUAAAAUGACAUGUAAUAUAAACAUUUUAUGUAAUAUAAAAAUGUGUUCUAAAGUCAAUCGUAAAAAUACAGUUGGAGAAUGCAAUUGAUUACAGGCGUGGGACCGAAUCCUAACUUGAGAUCCAUGUUUGAGUGGCAUUUGCUUGCAAAUCUGACAUAGAUAUGAAUGCAUGCUUUAUGCAAAAGUCUGAGUUGUGCACUGGCAUCCUAUGUCAGAAUUUGGGCCAUAAUGGUUACUUAUAGCAAGUAUUGAGAAACUGUAAGUUGUUUAGAAGUGACGAAUCCUAACGAGCUACCAACUUUUUCACAUAAAUCUCCCUUUGACAUCAAUGCAUUUAUCUAGAACUUUGAGAUACACAUUUUUCUCAAGUUAGGAUUCAGUCCUAAGUUUAAAAAGGUUCUUAAAAGGUUCCAUUAGUUCUAUUUACUUUAAGUGUCCAUUUAGUCAGUCAGUCAAGCUGUUUGAGGAACAGCGCCAUUCUCGCUCUCAAAUUUCUUUAUCAUCAUUACUUAUAAUUGCAUAAUUUCAUUUGUAUUUUUCAUCACGUGUCCACUGUAUAGACAUCGUUUUUUACAUUUUGAAGUUGUUUUGUGGAGGCAGAAAUUCAAGCUACUAUGAAGAAUGGGUUCUGUCAAGUAGUAUUGGGCUUGUAAUAUAAAUACAUUGGGCCAAAAUUGGUUAAUUUAGAAAGGUAGUUAAUAUUGAUAAUUUUCUUAGAUUAUAUUCAAGUUUAAAUGCAGAGUUACCUGAGUAAUAUAUAUUGUAUUGAAUAAUUAAUGAAUAUGGUUUUCAUAUGAAGUGAUGUCAGUUCCAUAUUAUUUUUUUCUUUUCAAUUUCAUUUGUUUCCAACACCCCCCAUUGUAUUGAAUUGCUCCAUUAGUGUAUGCAGGAAUAAUUGUAAUGGGAUAUUACCUCUUUCAAUAAAUCAUGCUUUAUUAUGGUAAAGUACAAA
This is a messenger RNA of Oncorhynchus kisutch (coho salmon), 12217 nucleotides long. It is a transcript of the gene obsl1b, whose product is annotated as obscurin like cytoskeletal adaptor 1b. Gene Ontology annotation, molecular function: protein binding. The record is from RefSeq and is a predicted model, not a curated record. NCBI's taxonomy places the organism in Eukaryota, Metazoa, Chordata, Actinopteri, Salmoniformes, Salmonidae. The transcript has 38 exons. Bases 454 to 10935 code for a protein of 3493 amino acids.